AUGGAUGCGUCUGUAUCUAUGCAGCUCAUGAACAUUAGAGAGGGGCAAAUCAAGCUUGGUGAGAAGCUUGAUACUAUCAUGCAUGAUAGUAGCAAUGCAGCUCUCCAAAACGAUGUCCGUGCCACCAAACAAGAGUUGGAACUUUUGUCGGGCAACCUAACCCUCAUGAAUGAAAGGCUGACGACGGUGUUGAGGAAGCUAGAAGCACUCGAAGAAGCAAUAAAGCAUCAUUGA
This is a messenger RNA of Lichtheimia ornata, 234 nucleotides long. RefSeq lists its product as uncharacterized. NCBI's taxonomy places the organism in Eukaryota, Fungi, Mucoromycota, Mucoromycetes, Mucorales, Lichtheimiaceae. The record is from RefSeq and is a predicted model, not a curated record. The coding region runs from base 1 to 234 and encodes 77 amino acids. The transcript has 3 exons.